Botrytis byssoidea is the source of this 705-nucleotide messenger RNA. RefSeq lists its product as uncharacterized. The transcript is spliced from 3 exons. The coding region runs from base 1 to 705 and encodes 234 amino acids. NCBI's taxonomy places the organism in Eukaryota, Fungi, Ascomycota, Leotiomycetes, Helotiales, Sclerotiniaceae. The record is from RefSeq and is a predicted model, not a curated record.
AUGGAUAUCACAAAGGAGAAGCAGCAGCAACCGCGCGCGGCGAAAGCCCAGAAAGGAAAAAAGGCUGUGAGAGAAGAACGCCAUGCAACUCGAGCUGCUCGUGGUCAAGCAGCCCCAGCUGCUGCGCCAGGUGUGUCCUUUGCGACACCGUCUGCCAACCUUCCGACCGAGCAAGAGCUUGUUUUUCGACCCAGAGUCACCCUCUCCAACACUGCAUCGUCGUCGUCCUUUGGAACCAAUCCUGCACCUGGCAGCGCUCUCGCCCCCUCCACCACCCAAGUCUCACAAGCUGAUAAUGCCACUCCGCCAACCCCAAACGCCUAUCGAGCACCAUUUGCCGCAAGAAUCGCUGCCGUUGCAGCGAGACGUCCUAACGGACGCCACCACAAGAAAAGCAGGGUUCCCAGUCAAAAGGAACGGUUGUCUCGCCGUGCUGCUUUCCGUGAGCUUACGAGCGUACCAUUGGCUGCACUUGGUAUUGGUCUCAACCUUGGGGGCGCGAUAGCUCCAGAUAUAGUCGGCAAUUGGCCGGCAGAGGUCCUCGGGGACGAGUUGCUUGGAAGUGAUGACGAAGAGGAAGAUGAUAUGGAAGAUGAUGAUGAUGAGGAAAUGGAGGAUAUUCAAUAUGAUUCCGACAUAUACGACAGUGAUGGAAACGAAUGGGCUGCGUUGGGUGUAAACAUGAAAGAGGGAAAGCCCUUUUGA